CGCUGAUCUGUAAGCAAACCGUCAGCUCGCGACCUUUGCCUGUGACCCAUCCAUGUGUCUUGCAGAUCCGUGCUCUGGCUACGGAAAGUCCAAGCCCUCCCUCCCUACUCUCCGAGCAUCCUUCCAAACAGGCAGGGGGGGGGAAAAAAGAGAAAAGAAGAAGCCAAACACGCAAAAGUUUUCCUGUCGCCAAAGCAGGAGUCGACAUGGAUAAAAAGGAGAGGUUUUCGUGAUCGAAGCACACAACUUGGGUUAACUUUUUUUUUUGUCCUUCGCUAAAAGAAUGAUAACAUAGUCUCCGGUUUUUGGUGGUGUUUUUGUGUGUGAAGACGCGAAAACGGUAACAGUGGAAAAGUUUGAGGCAGCGUCAGACUAUGGCGCGAGACGGCGAGGACACCGGGAUGGCCAAGGCUUCAAAAGCCAAAAGGCAACGAAAGAAAAAGUCAAAGGAGAACAAACCCAGGAUUGUUCACGCCAACAUCCAUUAUGACAACGCCAAGAGAGAGGAAAACCCCAACAGACACUAUGCUAGCAACAAAAUCAAGACCACCAAGUACACCGUGCUGUCAUUCCUGCCCAAGAACCUCUUCGAGCAGUUCCAUCGUUUUGCUAAUGUUUACUUCGUCUUUAUCGCUUUGCUCAAUUUUGUCCCGGUUGUCAACGCCUUCCAACCCGAACUUAGUCUGGCUCCGGUGGUUUUCAUCCUGUCUGUCACUGCCAUUAAGGACCUGUGGGAGGACUACAGGAGACACAGGUCGGAUAAAGAAAUCAAUCACAUGGACUGCCUGGUCUACAGCAGAGAGGCCAAACUCUACGUGGAGAAGUACUGGAAAGAGUUGCGAGUCGGGGACUUUAUCCGGCUGCGAUGUAAUGAGAUUCUCCCCGCCGACAUCCUGCUGCUGACCUCCAGCGACCCGGAUCACCUGUGCCACAUCGAGACCGCCACGCUGGACGGAGAGACCAACCUGAAGCAGAGGCACGUCGUCCGCAGCUUCUUUGACCUGGACUGUGAUUUUGACCCAUUAAAGUUCAGCAGCACAAUUGAAUGUGAAAAGCCCAACAAUGACCUGAACCGAUUUCGAGGCUACAUAAUCCACCCAAACGGCAAAAGAGAAGCACUUCACAAAGAGAACCUCCUCCUGCGAGGCUGCACCGUCCGCAACACGGAGGAAGCCAUGGGCAUCGUCAUCUAUGCAGGUCACGAGACCAAGGCCAUGCUCAACAACAAAGGGCCGCGUUACAAACGCAGCAAGCUGGAGAGACAGAUGAAUGUGGACGUGUUCUGGUGUGUCGUCAUCCUGCUGGUGAUCUGCCUAUUUGUUGUUGUUGGUCACGGGCUGUGGAUGUUUCAGUACGGAGAUAAGAGACCCGUGUUUGACGUUCUUAGUCCAGAAGGAACAGACUUAUCACUUGUGAUGUCAGUCAUUUAUCUCUUCCUCACCAUGAUCAUCAUCUUUCAGGUGCUGAUACCCGUCUCGCUCUUCGUGUCGAUUGAAAUUGUGAAGAUCUGCCAAGUGUACUUAAUCCAUCAGGACUUGGAUCUGUACGACGAGGAGACGGACUCCCAGCUGCAGUGCAGGGCGCUUAAUAUCACCGAGGAUCUGGGCCAGAUACAAUACAUCUUCUCCGACAAGACGGGCACGCUGACGGAAAACAAGAUGGUGUUCCGGCGCUGCACUGUGGCCGGAGUGGAGUACUCGCACGACGCCAAUGCUAGAAGGAUCGCCAUGUAUCAGGAAAUCGAUUCCGAGGAGGAGGAGUUCAUGUCCCACGGAGGCACCCUGCCCAGACGGGACAGCGUCACCAGCCAUCAGAGCGGACGCGUCGUGCUGCGCUCCCACAGCACCAAGUCCCACCGCAGGACGGGCAGCAGGGCCGAGGCCAAGCGGGCCAGCAUCCUCUCCAAGCACACGGCCUUCAGCAGCCGUAUGGAGAAGGAUGUCACCCCCGACCCUCAGCUCCUGGACAGAGUCAAUGAAUCCAGCAGUCAGCUGGACUUCAUGCGCUUCCACCGCCAGUCCAUGUCCCACCUGCCCUCCGGCCUCUCUGAUAUCAUCGAUUUCUUCAUCGCUCUCACAAUCUGUAACACCGUGGUGGUGACCUCACCUAAUCAGCCCAGGCAAAAGGUCCGAACAAGAUUUGAACUAAAGUCUCCGGUGAAGACCAUCGAAGACUUCAUUAAGCGCUUCACCCCCAGCCGCCUGACCUCGGGCUCCAACAGCAGCAGCUCUUCCAGUCUCAACCGCUCUUUCAACAGGGGAUGCUCCAGCCUGCUCUCCUCUCCCUCAACAGAGAGCACGCUAACAAAGCUGAACGAGGAGCAGCUUUCCGGCACCCUGGAGCAAGCCUUCAGCCCCUUUACACCCCGCUACGACGAAAAGCCGCCCGGCAACCCUGAGGAAGGAGAGCUGCGCUACGAGGCAGAGUCGCCCGACGAGGCCGCGUUGGUCUACGCCGCCAGGGCGUACAAGUGCUCCCUGGUUGGACGCCUCCCUGACCAGGUGACGGUGGAGCUGCCUCACCUGGGGAAGCUGACGUUUGAGCUGCUGCACACGCUGGGCUUUGACUCCACCAGGAAGCGCAUGUCGGUGGUGGUGAAGCACCCGCUCACCGAUCAAAUCACAGUCUAUACCAAAGGAGCGGACUCCGUCAUCAUGAACCUCAUCAAACCUCCCGACACAGGUAACACCAAAGGAAAACGUCAGAAAAAGAUUUUCUGUCGGACGCAGAACUACCUGAACCUGUACGCCGCAGACGGCCUUCGCACACUCUGCAUUGCCAAAAGGACUUUGAGUAAAGAGGAAUACGCCCGCUGGCUGCAGCGCCACCUGGAGGCUGAGACGGCCAUCCAGGGAAAAGAGGAGCUGCUCUUUGAGUCGGCGUUGAGGCUGGAGACAAACCUCCACCUUUUAGGAGCGACUGGCAUUGAGGAUCGGCUGCAGGACGGCGUCCCAGAAACGAUAGCUUCGCUGCGGAAAGCUGGCCUGCAGAUCUGGGUCUUGACGGGUGACAAACAGGAAACGGCUGUCAACAUUGCCUACGCCUGCAAGCUGCUGGAUCCGGAAGAGGAGAUUAUAACGCUGAACGCCGACUCCCAGGAGGACUGCGCUGUGUUGCUGGAGGAAAGUUUACGUCACAUCCAGUCCAAAUUCCUCUGCAACUCCAGACAUUCAUCCACCAAGACGUUCCCGCGUAACAUGGCGCACUUCGAGAUUUACCCAUCAUCCUCCCUUUCCUCCUCCCAAACCGCUCACUUCAUGGUGCACCAGCUGGGCUUGGUAAUUGACGGGCGGACCUUGGCCUACGCCCUGGACAAGAGCCUGGAGGAUAAGUUCCUGGCGAUCGCUCGGAGCUGCCGCUCGGUGCUGUGCUGCCGGUCCACGCCGCUGCAGAAGAGCAUGGUGGUCAAACUGGUGCGGAACAAGCUGAAAGUCAUGACUCUGGCAAUAGGUGACGGUGCUAAUGAUGUCAGCAUGAUCCAGGUAGCGGACGUCGGCGUGGGGAUAUCCGGACAGGAGGGCAUGCAGGCAGUGAUGGCAAGCGACUUUGCUCUUCCUCGUUUCCGGUAUCUGCAGAAGCUCAUGCUGGUGCACGGACACUGGUGCUACUCUCGGCUGGCUAACAUGAUCCUGUACUUCUUCUACAAGAACUUCAUGCUUGUAGCCCUCGUCUUCUGGUAUCAGUUCUACUGUGGCUUCUCGGGUUCAUCCAUGAUCGACCAGUGGUAUCUCGUCUUCUUCAACAUGCUGUUCUCCGCCUUCCCUCAACUUAUCACUGGUACUCUGGACAAAGACGUGUCGCAAAAAACGCUCCAGCAACUACCUCAGCUCUACAUGAGCGGCCAGAACUCUGAGGAAUAUAAGCCAUACAUGUUCUGGAUGAACAUGGUCGAUGCCUUCUACCAAAGUCUGGUGUGCUUCUUCAUCCCUUACUUUGCCUACGCUGACUCAGACGUGGAUCUGUUUACGUGGGGAACUCCCAUCAUUACCAUAGCUCUGUUCACCAUCCUGAUGCAUUUAGGGAUCGAGACCAAAACCUGGACCUGGAUGAACUGGCUGUCGAUAGCCUUCAGUGUAGCUAUAUUCUUCACCACCGCUCUCUUCUACAACGCCUCCUGUUCCACCUGCUACUCCUACUGGAACAUCCAGAGGCUGCUCCAGGACCCGCUCUUCUACCUGCUGUGCGUCAUCACCCCCAUGCUGGCGCUUCUUCCUCGAUAUUUCUACAGGGCGUGCCAAGGCACUCUGUUUCCAACCCAGGCGCAGGCCGGGAGGCAGCUAGAUAAGCUCCCUUCCGACACUCGUAGGAACGUCCUCGAUCGGAGCAGGUCCAAGAUGAGGUUGCUGCUGGGUGCCGGACCCAACUUCCUGUCGCUCAGCAAGCCCAAAGUUAGCCAGGCGACCACGCCCAGCUCCAGUCAGGACAAACAGAGCCCUGUGAAGCAAACUCGUAAAGAGAAGGGCCAAAAAGUCCCGUUGGUGCUUACCCGCCCGCACGCUCCGUCACACGCCAGACACAGCCCUCGGCUCCCCGGCAAGCCAAAACCUCAUUCCACCAAACACUUGGAUGAGACCUUACCACGGCCGGGUCCGAGUUCGUCCGGCCGGUCAGCUUCUGCGACGCUGGUCACACAGAUGGUCAGCAUCCACCUGAACCUGCCCCCCGACGGAGCCUCGCAGUGCGUUACAUACACACACAGGUCAGAGGGAGGACUACGCUCCGGCCGCGUUGCCGAGCCGGCACACAGGACCGUCCCGGCGGCAGAACGGGCGCCGCACACGUCCUUAUGAUGUCUCACCGUACAACUCCUGGCAAAAGCUUAGGGAACCACUGGUCUGGGGGAGGAGGGGCAGUCGGUCUUUUUUACUUUGUAAAUGCUGCAGAUACACACACAAUUAUUUCAUUGAACAAUUCUCAUUAGUUGAUGUGAAAAUUUCCAAAACCUGCAAGUUGUGUUUAAUAGCCUUUUUUUUCUAGAUGAAGUAGAGAAAACAAAAAGGAUGAAACUCCUCGAUUAUUGCUUGAACCAAAAAAAAAAACCUCACUUGGAAAUAAAUAUAUUUAUCAACUAAGUUCCAGUAUUAUAUAGAAUAAGCAGAUCAGCUUCAUGGACACUUGAAGCAUCUAUUGUCUGUGAUCCAGACUUUGCUUCAGUUAUUUUUUUAUAUCAAAAUUCCUAUUUCAAAUAUUUAGUUAGUUUUUCUUUCUAACACAUUGGCAUUAAAAAAAAAUUUUUUUUUCUAAUAUCUCUUAUUCUCAUAUAUAUGCAAGAGCUGACAUUAGCCGUUUAUUGUUGAUUAUUUUUAUUAGUAUUUUUAGUAAGAGAGUCAAUCCCAUGCUGCGGAUUUGAGAAAAACCAUCAAAAAAAGAUUUUAACAUGUCAAUACAAACUCAGAAUUAUAACUUAGUUGUCAUCCUUAGCAUCUUACGUUAGCAUUUAGCAUUGCUAAAAUUACAUUCUCCUUGUGUUUUAGAAUCUAAAUUCUUUAAAUUUUUUAAAAGCUGCCAGCAUUUCUAAAUUCUAAGCUGUCAUAAAUAAUUUUUUCUUCUUUUAAUCUUUAUUCUUCCUAAAUGGCGAACAUCCGUUUUAUGGCAUCAUUAAAUAAUAGCUUUGCUUCAUAUCUGUUUUUUGUUUUGUUUUUUUUGGCUCCGAACGACCGACUGACCAUCCUCACAGAGCAGUACAUCCAUAUAUUUUGGCAGGAGUUGUAUGUUACUCAUUCUCAAUUUUGCACAAUAUAUUUUUUUUAUCAAUUUUAUUGUAUUCUUUUUAUACCAUUAUUUCUUUAAAGCAUAUGCAGAAAGGUACUUUAUUUAGUUUUUUCCAUGUACAGUUAAUGUAAUUUUGCUUUAAACAUUUGGGAGAGGAAAGAACUGUAAAAUCAAAAAAAAAAAAAAAAUUCAGCUUUCUCCCUUGGAAAGUUGUGACUUCUCAGAGACGCGCAUCUCGUUGUUGAUCAGGUUCCGUUGUGCAGGGACAGAACCAAGAUGUUCCGCUGUCAGCUCAUCCUGUGGGGGCAUUAAAACCUGGAACACACACUACAGUGGCCUUGAAUCCUCACUGCAAUGACUUCCAAAAACAGAAGUUUUAAGAGAAAUCUCCUGCUUUUAGUUUGUUUAUCCCAGAUAGAAACCACACUGCUGAACCAGUUUGUCCAUUUUGAAAGCAAAGCAUCUUUAUAGUUGGCAUGUUGCACAGUAAAUUACACUGAAUUGUGACUUUUUUUUUCUCCUCAUCUGCACAUUCAAGAUAUAAUCUUUCUCUUGUGAGAGUUCACAACAGAUGUGUACAUAGACUUUGCCAGGUGUUGUUCUGUGUGACUGUACAUGUAUAUAUUUUUUGGAGCUGAGAGGUUUUAGUUUAAAGAGUAAAAAGUCUGAAAGUGUUUUCAUGUUACAUUGCAGGAGAAUCAUUUCCUGUUUUUUUGUUUUAUGUUUUUAAUCCAACCUUUUUAAUUUCAGGACACACAUUAAGUAGAGAAAUAAUCAUUCCUUAUCUUUUUUCAGUUUUUCUAAAGACCAAAUUUCAUCCCAUUUUCAGUGUGCUGGCAUCCCAUUAGAGUUUAGUAACUACAACGCAAACACCUGGGUGGCAUGUCGGUGGCUUUGAAUGGUUGUUAUUUUGACCCGAUGACGCCGAGGUACCGCCAUUUGCUCCAGUACCACAGCGGUGACCUUUGGUGUUUAAUUGACCUUGCCAUCCUCGUCGCUGCGUGUGGUGGACAGGUGAACGCGGCUCCUCAUCAAACAAGUGGCCAUAAAGAAACGGCCCUCCUUCAUGCUGUUAAAAGCCCAGAGAAGCAGGAAGUCCUGAUUUACCAAUUAGACGUUGCUCGGCGCUCAAAUAAACAGUGCCAUGGAACCAACCAUACAACACCGGCAUGAAAGGGAGGUGGAUGAGACCUUCUUCAGACAGCGCUUGUGUGUUUCAGAUGACUCACCGGAUAUAUAUAUAUAUAUAUAUAUAAUUUUUUUUUUUUUACCUCCUGGCUGAUUUCAAUUAAAAGUAACUUUUUUUUUUUUUUUAAUGGAGCGUUUGUUAACUUUCUCAUCAAAAGCUCAGGAAUUAUGCAACUCCCAUAGUUGUCUGUUUUAGUCUGGAGUUUGGAUUGAAAAGCCAAUUUUUAUUUUUUGUUCUUACAAAAAAAAAAAAAACGUUUUACCUCCUUAAACGCUCCUUUUGUCCUGGAUACAAAAGCGAGAGUUUAUGUUGGAGUUUGUCAGUGAAAAUGUCUCUACACUAUAGCUGCUCCAAGCCAGUAAUUUGAAUGCAAGACAUUGCCAAGAUACCGAGGCGCUGUCACUGCCACAAGUAGCCAUGUUGUCCAGUGUCGUUUGUUUUACUCUGACUUUACCAAUGUUGAGCUUUAACUCUGGUUCAAUAAGUUUUAGAUGAAGCUGAGCUAUUGAAAUGUUUCAUUGCCAGCAGUAACAUGGAAAAUUCAGAAGAUAUUAAAAUAAGCAAGUUUCUCAUUUUGGCAUGCAAUUUAUGGGUGUUAUGCUGUCAUAAUGAGAAAUCGUAUUUAAAUGAGACACUUUCUACGAAAUUCAUUCCCUAGCUUACUAGCUAUCUAUGAUGAGAGCCAGCUGGUAGCUAGCAAGGAAAUAGUGUCUUUUAAAGCUAAAUUGUGUUGUUUUUUUAUUAUUAUUGUUAAAAUUCCAUGCAACUAUCUGGUUACUAAUUUCAGUGUGAAGUAAACUGCUAAGUGAACACUUUAGCACGUUUAGCAAGCUUUGUAAGGGGUUAGAGGUUAGUUCUAAACCUGUGUCUAUAGCUAAUACAGAUUUAGAGCUUUUUAAAUCCAGUAUUAGACUGGAUGCUAACACAGGUUAGCAUCCAGUCUUUAGUGCUAAGCUAGCUGUUUUUUAGCUGCUAACUGGUACUCGGCAGACAAACAGAACGAAGUUCAAGCUAGCAAUCACUUUUCUUUGCAAAAUGGAUAUUUUCAAGGGAUAGCCUGGUCUUCAAAAACGGAUUUCAACCACCAGCACGGUGUUAUGAGAGUUUUGAAGCUGUAUUUACUUUUGUUCUGCCCAACAAAAGUUUACAUUUACUGGUUAAUGCAAACCAGUAAAACCUCCAAAGAGUCACUGCGCUUCACCCAAAAAUUGUCUGGUAUUUAACAACUGGAAAAAUCACAACAUUUAGUUGCUUUGUUUAGUUUUUUACCAGAUGGGCUAUAUUUAUUAUUGGGAUUUUGAGCCUCUGGGAGGCAGCUUUUCUUCUCAGUCUAAGCUAAGCUAAAUUGACCUUUGUGGUUCUCUACUUUAUCGUUAAAGCAAGUGUGCAGAUAUAAAACUAUUCGCUUGAAGCAAAGAGCCAAUUUGUUGCUCCUUAGCAUGUUCUUACUUGCUAAGGGCCUCAUGAGAACUUCUAUCACAUGCUGGUUUUUAACUAGCCAGGUGUGUUUCGCUGUAAACCAAAUCCCCAGUGCUGAACCGUCUUUACAAUCGAGUCAACAAUAAAUUUGCACUUUAAAGCAUUUCAUCAGACCUGUCAUUGAGAAUUUCUGUUGCACACGUUUAUUCACUCAGUAUAGCAAUACAAUAUGCAAAAAGAAAUGGGAGGUAUUAUUUUGUUCAACUAAAACUAUCUUCUUCUUUUUUUUAAGUCUGUAGAAACUAAUGGAAAAUUGGCCAAACUGAACUUUUUACUGGGAAGCUUUGCAUUUACUUUUAACUGUGUUCAAUGCAUUUUUUUUUAAAGCAAACCUAAUACCAAAAGUGAUUUAUAUCUAUCUUGUUUUUCUUAGUAAUAGUAAGUGCCUUGACACUGGAUAAGAAAUUGCUGGAUAUGUUUGAGUAAAUAUGAUUGAGCUUUUUAUUUUGGGGGGUUUUGUACAGAUAUUUAUGAGGAUGUGUGGCAUCUUUGCCCCCGACUCCCCCAUCCCUCUUGUUUUCAUUGCCUUUGCACACAAAUUCCUUCUCUGGCAUGUUGUUUAGUUUGAGACUCGUCGGUCUGUUUGCUGUGUUUCAUCUGUUCAGUUCGUCCUGUACCCUCCGUGUGCCUGAAAGAAGCUCCAUCAUGUUCUGCUGCAUUCCAUCGUGCUGAUUUCCUCUAAAUACAACAUUGAGCUUUUGCACAACAGAUAUCCAUGAGUAUAUGUGGUAAUUGAGAUUUUGUUUUGGGGGGGUGUUGGUGGGGGGGAAUCAUCGACUUUUUGUCCUUUGUAUUAAUACCAAGUUCUGGUAAGCAAAACGUUGGUGAGGAAUCCUGAAUCGCUUCAGCUCAGUGAAGAAGGUGGAAAACUACACAAGGUUCAGUUCCACAGUUUUAUGUCAAGUUCAUGUUGUUUUUAGUUGUUCCAAAUGUUCUGUAUAUGCCUGCUUGUGAUCAAAAUAAAACUGCAAGAGUAAAGUAGAAUUUUUA
This is a messenger RNA of Poecilia reticulata (guppy), 9370 nucleotides long. It is a transcript of the gene atp10a, whose product is annotated as ATPase phospholipid transporting 10A. NCBI's taxonomy places the organism in Eukaryota, Metazoa, Chordata, Actinopteri, Cyprinodontiformes, Poeciliidae. The record is from RefSeq and is a predicted model, not a curated record. Gene Ontology annotation, biological process: phospholipid translocation. Gene Ontology annotation, molecular function: ATP hydrolysis activity; ATPase-coupled intramembrane lipid carrier activity; ATP binding. Gene Ontology annotation, cellular component: plasma membrane.